Punica granatum (pomegranate) is the source of this 1759-nucleotide messenger RNA. The record is from RefSeq and is a predicted model, not a curated record. Lineage: Eukaryota; Viridiplantae; Streptophyta; Magnoliopsida; Myrtales; Lythraceae.
GGAAAAAGAUUAUACUAUAUAGCACCAGCUUCCCCUUGCAUAACGCGGGCCUAUAGCUGACCAGCGACGGGCUCUUCCUUCGCGGCCGUCAGGAGCCAUGUUGCCUCCUAAUGUCAAGGGGAUCAUGGCCUCCCCGUCGUCCCUCUUCUCCAUUUAUGCCUCCUACACCGCCUCCAUGAUGCUCGCCCGCACUGUGGUCAAUGAUAUCGUCCCUCGUCCGGUCCAGUCCUACCUCUGGCGGGCCACCUGCCAACUCUUCAAGGCCAAGCUCCCUGUCCAACAGCACCUGACACUCGUCGUGGAGGAGCAUGCUGGGGACCUGGGCCGGAAUCAGAUAUUCGAUGCCGCCGAGCUCUAUCUCAGCACCAAGAUCGGGACCGACACAGAUCGCCUCAAGAUCUCUAAGAACCCCACCAAGAACCAUGUAAUGGUCCGCCUCGCGAGGGACGAGACCAUACAUGACACCUUCGAAGGGAUCGAGCUCAAGUGGAAGUUUGUCACUAUCACUACCCGUCAGGCCGGUGGCUCCUCCAAUGGCCCGGGGCAGGGCUCUCAAGAGAUGAAGCGGUGCUUUGAGCUGAGCUUCGACAAGAAGCACAAGGACAAGAUUAUCGGGUCGUAUGUGCCUUUCGUAAUUGAGAAAUCAAGCGAUCUGAAAGACAAAGAGAAGGUCCUGAAGAUGUUCACGCUCGGGGGUUAUGGCCGGUCCCGAGGAAAGUAUGGUAAUGGCGCGUGGAGUUGGAUUAAUCUCGAACAUCCUUCAACCUUCGACACUUUGGCCAUGGAGCCGGAGCUGAAGAAGGCUGUAAUGCACGAUCUAGACAGGUUUUUGGGGCGGAGAGAGUUCUAUAAGCGAGUCGGGCGGGCCUGGAAGCGCGGGUACUUGUUGUACGGCCCACCGGGGACGGGGAAGUCGAGUUUGGUGGCUGCUAUGGCGAACUACCUCAAGUUCGACGUGUAUGAUCUCCAGCUCUCGAACAUAAGGAGCGACUCUCAGCUGAGGCAGCUGCUGCUUGAUACUGGGAACAGUUCGAUCCUUGUGAUCGAGGACAUCGACUGCAGUAUCGACCUUCCGGAGCGAUCAGCACCCCCGGAUGGGACACCCAACAUGCCUCCGAGGCCUGAGCUGACAUUAUCAGGACUUCUGAAUUUCAUCGACGGGCUGUGGUCUAGCUGUGGAGAUGAGAGGAUAAUAGUAUUCACAACGAACCACGUAGAGAAGCUCGACCCAGCUUUGCUCCGGCCGGGCCGUAUGGACAUGCACAUCCACAUGUCCUACUGCACGUUCCAUGGCUUCAAGCUCUUGGCUGCAAACUACCUUGGCAUCCCUAAUACUGACAACCAUUGCCAUCGGCAUGUCUUCAUGGAGAUCAAGGACCUAAUAGCAGAGACCCAGGUGACCCCAGCAGAGGUUGCAGAAGAGUUCAUGAAGAGUGAGGAUUCUGGUGUAGCCCUCGAUGGACUUGUGAAGCUGCUCAAGCGGAAGAAAAUGGAGCCCCCAGCCGAUGGAAAAUCGGAGGUCAAUGAACAGAUCGAGGACCCACUGAGAAAAAAGCAGAAAGUUGAGGAUGAAACUAAAAAUUAAUGAAAAUGCCUUUUAAAAAAAAAAAAGAAAAAAUCUAUUAGAUGCUCUUACUAUAUUAACUAAAAUUACUCAUUGAUCGAUCAUCGACUUAUCACAAAAUACCUUCGUAAUGAUCACUCAAGUAUGCUUUAUUGUAAAUAUAAAGUAAUUUUAAAAUUGUUUUGUUCGUUAUUA